Molecule: messenger RNA, 1438 nt
Organism: Chara braunii
Lineage: Eukaryota; Viridiplantae; Streptophyta; Charophyceae; Charales; Characeae
Source: the annotation of a GenBank genome assembly
CGCUUGGUCUUCUUCUUUUUCUUCUUCUUCUUCUUCUUCUUCUGCCCCACGCUUCUUCUUCUUCUUCUUCAUUUUGUCACAAAGAUGGGAGAUCGUUAUGACCAAGCUCUUAACGAAGGUGAUCGCCAUCGUGACGAGUCUGACGACCGCGGUGACGAGUAUGACGAGGGCGUGCAGGGGGGGUCAAAAUUGUCAAAUCACCAGAGGGACUCUCCUCGUAACCAGGGUGUGGUUGGAGCUGGAACUGGGACCGGGAGGGGGACCAGGGAUUCUGUUUCCGUCAAAGGGUCCACUGAUUCCGGCCUGGGAAGGGACCUUGAUGGGGAGGCCUUUAAUUACCCCUCCGUUAAUCUAGUCAGCUAUCCACGACUUCCGUCAGCGACGUCAGGCGCCGCCGUUGACCCUCCUAUCCCUGUCUCCACACCAACGAUGGGCGUUCCCGCCGACCGGGCAACCGUCGUUCCAACAUACCCUCCUGUGCGUGCGCCGCCGUGGAUUGGUCCUGCUGGAACAGGGGUCGAUGCUUCAGGUUUGGGCCCAGGUUUCUCUUCUUCUGGACCGUCUGGUCCUACUUUCGCAGGUUGGAGACCGGUGAUCAUCGACGGCUCCUAUGGAGCGGCAACUGAAGGUGUGGGGAGUCGAGCGCCAGCUGGAUCUUGGGCCGGCGGCUUUGCAGCAGGAGGUGGAGGUGGAGGUGGAGGUGGAGGUGGUAUUCCGUCUUUUGCUGCCAUGUAUGGAGGAGAAGAUGAUGCAGUGGAGAUGCUUACCAUGUCUGGCUUCUUCCCGUUUCAAUGUCUUCCAAGUGGCUUUCGCACGACCACGGUUCGUGGGAUGAGACGCCGGCUUUGGAUUUAUCGAAUCCUCGGCGCGGCGACUUGCCUGAUCGGGCUGGCGUUCAUUCUUCUUCCGAUUUGGUCAGUGAAGGCAUUUGUCAUUCUGGUGGGAGUUUGCUUCCUUGCCAAUGCCACGACUCUGGUGGUGCUCACAGUGUGCUCGUGCGUCAUUGAUUCGAGAGCUGGCAGAGAUGCCUUCAAGCCCAGCGCCGCCGAUGUCGUCCUUGAUCUCCUCGCCGCUGCUGUCGACGUUGUGAUUGGCGUUAUCCUCCUCGUUCAUCGUUGGGGAUUUGGUGUGUAUUUUCUGUCACUACUCGUAGGGUUGUGGUUGCUGUUCAGAGGAGUGGUGGUUCUGUUCGCUAGUUGUUUUGUGCCUAGGGCUGGCGCUUCGUUGUUUUUCCUCGCGGGUGUGUUCUCGGUCGUUCUGGGAAUCAUUCUCUUGUCUGUGUGGCCUUGGCUCACUGGAUGGUUUAUCGGAUUGAUCCUAGGAGUACAGGCGCUGGCAUAUGGCUCUUCGCUGUUGUCAGUCAGCCAAUUCUUGUCACGAAUGUUGUGGGAACGUCGGCAGUUUCUGGACCAGAUGCAGAGUACAGGUGGCGUCUGAG